AUGGGUGAAUGGGGCUUCCUCGGGGGGCUCUUCGACAGCCUCCAGGUUCAUUCCCCAAUGCUUGGUCGUUUCUGGCUCCUACUCAUGCUUGUAUUUCGGAUUCUGAUCCUGGGGACAGUAGCCAGCGACCUGUUUGAGGACGAGCAAGAGGAGUUUGCCUGCAACACCCUCCAACCGGGCUGCAAACAGGUUUGCUACGAUAUGGCCUUCCCAAUCUCCCAGUACAGAUUCUGGGUGUUUCACAUCGUCCUCAUCGCAACACCGUCUCUAGUUUUUCUCAUGUACGCCAUGCAUCACAACAACAAAAAGGAGAUCCAGUCUAAAUUCAGCCAGAACAGCGGCCAGAUCUCCAGAGAUGAUCGUCAUUUCAGGAGGUUUUACAUUGUCAACGUGGCCUUCAGAAUGCUGGCGGAGGUUGGGUUUCUAGUGGGACAGUGGUAUCUGUAUGGCUUCAAGGUGGAGGCCCAGUUCCCCUGCAACCGCUUUCCUUGCCCCUACACGGUGGACUGCUUCACCUCCCGCCCGGCAGAGAAAACCAUCUUCCUCUGCUUCUAUUUCAUCAUAGGGGUGAUAGCAGCCAUGGCCAGCUGUGCAGAGCUUCUCUACAGCUCUGUGAAGUGGUUCUGCACAAAACAGAGGCCCCAUGACCUACCAAGAUACUGCAUUUGUGAGAACUCUCAGAACCUAAAGCAAGUUGAAGCAGCGAUGGAUGAAAAACCACAUGCAAAGCUAAUGUCAGGGAGUUUGCCCAGCAGUGUGAGGCUGAAGGGAGGAUCUGUGAGGAGCAGUGCCAGCAGGAAGGUCUCCAGCAUCGGACAUAAGCCUAGAGGCAAAUUUGUGAGCACCAAGACCCUCAUGGUGUGA
Notolabrus celidotus (New Zealand spotty) is the source of this 864-nucleotide messenger RNA. Its product is annotated as gap junction delta-3 protein-like. The record is from RefSeq and is a predicted model, not a curated record. The transcript has a single exon. Gene Ontology annotation, cellular component: connexin complex. NCBI's taxonomy places the organism in Eukaryota, Metazoa, Chordata, Actinopteri, Labriformes, Labridae. Bases 1 to 864 code for a protein of 287 amino acids. Gene Ontology annotation, biological process: cell communication.